UUGUUUCUCUCGAACAGUUUCAAUAUUUGUGGUUCUGUGUCAAUCACACAGAUCUACCAACUACUGCACACUGCACAAUAACAGCAAAUUUCCCUAUGUUGAAAGUUGCCAUUUCUAUUUUGCGAAAUGGCUGCCGUUUCAGAUUUUUUUUCUUUAGGAAGUGUUGUUUGGUGUAGAACUUGUUAUGAUAAAGAAAUCGAAGGAGAAGUUUUGGCGUUCGAUCCACCAUCGAAAGUAUUAAUUUUGAAAUGUUCUUCUACAAGUGGAGAUCCUAAGCAAAACGACAUACACUUUGUUAAUUUAUCACUUGUUAGUGAGUUACAGGUAAAAAGAGAAGUUACCAAUGUACCAGAAGUACCACAGUCCCUGAAUCUACAAAGGCUAAAUACCAGGGUUAGAAACCAAGUGGAUGAGAAAAAACGCUUGCUUGAAGCAAUAUCUGCAAAUGUUAGCUCAGAGGGGCAAAGUUUAUUCAUAGCAAUAGCCAAAACAAUUAGUGAAGUCAGGUGGAACAAUUCAGAAAUUGUUGUGUGGAAUCAGGAGGUUAUAAUUAGCCCACCUUAUCAGUUGGAAAAUGUGAGAGGAAAUACAAACAGCAAAGUAUAUGAAUAUAUAAGAAAAGUGGUGGAAAAACAUAUGAAAGAUAUAGCUAUAAACAGUCAGAGCCAAUCAGUUUGUCGAAUGAAUACUUCUCAAUAAGCAAAAAAUUUAGAUAAAUUGUAUCUAAUUACAUACCAUACCUCUGUUAUAUUUGAUUUUCAACUAAAAUAUUUCUUAUUUGCAUAUCAUAUUAAGUGGCAAAAAUUUAUACAAAUUGAAAAUCAAGUGUUUUUUUGUUCACAAUUUUUAUAAGGUUGUAUUGGAUAGUAAGUACAUUUUGAAUACUUGUUUUGCCAAUACAGUUUCCUUCUAUUUAUUUUAUAUGAAUAAAAACAUCAAAUU
Phaedon cochleariae (mustard beetle) is the source of this 942-nucleotide messenger RNA. The record is from the annotation of a GenBank genome assembly. NCBI's taxonomy places the organism in Eukaryota, Metazoa, Arthropoda, Insecta, Coleoptera, Chrysomelidae.